AUGUCGGCAACCAAGAGGAUUAUAGUUUUCGGCGGCAAUGGCUUUGUAGGAUCGAGGAUAUGCAGAGCCGCCGUAGCUAGGAACUGGGACGUCACAUCAAUCAGCCGCUCCGGCGAACCGCACUGGUCCAGCGUGACCUCGUCUGCAUCACCCCCCUCAUGGUCCAACAAAGUCGCCUGGGAACGCGGUGAUAUCUUCCGUCCAGCCCAAUGGGUCUCCCUUCUCCGAGGUGCCGAUUACGUCGUGCACAGCCUGGGGAUCCUCCUCGAGGCCGACUACAAGGGCGUCAUCUCGGGUCGGGAAUCGCCCUUUUCCGGCCUCGCCAAGGCCUUCAACCCGGCCAAGGGCGCCCACUCGCCCAACCCGCUGGAGCGCAUCCGCGAGGGGGAGAAGGAGCCCAUCGAGCCGCCCCCGUCGGCCAGUCAGCUCACGUACGAGAUGAUGAACCGGGACAGCGCAAUCCUGCUGGCCAAGGAGGCGGCCAGGGAAAAGGUCAAGGCGUUUGGAUACAUGUCGGCCGCGGGGGGCGCGCCGGUGCUGCCGAGCAGGUACAUCAGUACCAAGCGGGAGGCAGAGGCCGUCGUGGCCAGGGAGUUCCCCGAGAUGAGGGGCGUCUUCAUCCGCGCGCCCUUCAUGUACGACAGCUCGAGGAAGAUUACGGUUCCCCUGGCUGCGUUGGCCAUGGCGGGGUCGGUGUUUAAUGGGCUGACAGGAGGGGUAAUGAAGGGCUUCCUGGGCAGCGCGGCGGCAAAGCCUCUCAAGGCGGAUCAAGUUGCCGAUGCCAUGGUGGAGGCGCUGUCUGACGAGAGUGUAGCCGGGCCGGUGGAGGUGCAGCAGUUGGAGGAGUUGGCGAAUAGGGGGUGGCGGAAGACGAUGCUCUAG
Messenger RNA from Canariomyces notabilis, 882 nucleotides. RefSeq names its product NAD(P)-binding protein. Gene Ontology annotation, molecular function: protein-containing complex binding. The transcript is spliced from 2 exons. The coding region runs from base 1 to 882 and encodes 293 amino acids. NCBI's taxonomy places the organism in Eukaryota, Fungi, Ascomycota, Sordariomycetes, Sordariales, Chaetomiaceae. Gene Ontology annotation, cellular component: mitochondrion. The record is from RefSeq and is a predicted model, not a curated record.